AUGCCUUCACGACCGCUCGACUCCGGCUGGGACUUCAGCACCGCCAUCGGCCUGAUAGAUUCGGGCACCCAAGAGAUUAGCUCCCCUCCGCUUCGGUCGGUGGCGACACCUCAGGCUUCUACACUGAAAGAUGGAGGAAUACGUCUCGGCAGCUUUUCGAAGCUGUUCGAAAACCUCGGGUUCGCCGAUGACACCUCCGCGCCGUUGCCGCCACUCGAUCCUGAGUCCGAACUCAGCAAUUCCGACGACGCUUUAUUACCCUCCCCUGUCCUCGGAUCGACCAAGACACCUGCCAAACUUAACGAGAGCUCAGACGAGCAGGGAAUAGACAACGCAGGUCUGACUAAGACCCAACGGAAGAAGGCUCGCAGACGCGCCGAGAAGGAGCUCGAAGAGGAGCGGUGCCGUCACCAAGCUGUUCAGGACACCUUGGCCCAGCUCGCGGAAGAACGCGAGCAGAGGAAGCAACAGGCACAGCAGGCGUUACUGCGGAAACAACUAGAUGAAAUCGCCAGCAUAACUGCCAAGGAUGUCAAGGUGGCGGAAAUGCCAACCAAGCCGUCCCGAGCACAUUCACGAUCCAACGUGGGCGCUAAGAUCAGGCCUGCGACACCUACCGCAGUACUUGCACAGGACACAACCGAGGCUGCUCAGACACAACAGAAGCAGCCCAGGACACCCAAGGCCCGCCCCAGCAUACUGAAGCGGCCUUCCGCGGCACAGCCUGUGACUCCUCAGCCUCCUCAAGAAGUCCCCGUAGUCGUUCCCUCUACUGCACCGGCCCCGACUCAGACCCAAAAUAUAACAUUCGAUGCACUCGCACCUGCCCCGUCUCAGGACCUUCUACUCGAACCUCAGCAAGCGCCUCGUGCCACCACACCGGUACACCAUGGACUUGUUCCCCGAACUGUUCGACCGGUCACCGUACCAAGAACCUGUUCUCAACCAGCCGUCGUUCAACAACCACCCACUACCCCAACGCCGCAACGUAAGUCGUUUAGCGGACAGCGCCCAGCUCUUACGAUUAGAUCACAGGUAGAGCGUCAUUAUCACUUGUUUAACAAGUUGAUGGAGACUUUCCCUGAUGAUCGAAAGUGGCUGGUGGCCCCUAUGCAAAUGCUUAACGAGCGCAACUCAGCGCAUGGAUUGCAUGUCUUUGUCGAUGCCUCCAACAUCAUGAUAGGCCUCAAAGACAUGCUCCGCUACCACGGCCUGCACCACAACGCAUACGACAUGUCCUUUGACAGUUUAGCGCUACUGAUGGAGCGCCGCCGACCGGUAGCAAAGCGCUUCUUCGCCGGCUCCCACCGCGAAGCCAACCCCCUCCCCCACGUAGCGAAACUCGUCGAGACAUCCAAAGCCGUCGGCUACGACAGCGUCAUGCAAGAGCAAGUCCUGAUCGUACGCGAAGACUCUGAGAAGAAGAAAUUCUUCAACGACGUCAAGAAGAUGGGCUGGCACAAGGCUACUCAAAUACGCUCUUCCGGCAGCGGUAGCGACUCUGAAACGGGUCCGUCUGCUGUCACUCCGAAGACCCCCUCGGCCCCGAAAUGGGUCGAGCAGGGUGUCGACGAGAUUCUUCACUUGAAGAUGUGCCAGAGCAUAAUUGAUACCGAAGUGCCUAGCACCAUGGUUCUUGCGACGGGCGACGGUGCCGUGGCGGAGAUGUCGGAUGGGUUCCUCGCGCAUGUGGAGCGCGCGUUGAAGAAGGGGUGGAAAGUUGAAUUGAUUAGUUGGGGUCAGCAGAUCAAUGGAGGGUAUAGGAGGAGGCAGUUUAGGGCUAAGUGGGCGGAGCAGUUUACGAUUAUCGAACUCGAUGAGUUCUUGGAGGAUCUUAUUGAUACGCCGUAG
Molecule: messenger RNA, 1851 nt
Organism: Alternaria novae-zelandiae
Lineage: Eukaryota; Fungi; Ascomycota; Dothideomycetes; Pleosporales; Pleosporaceae
Exons: 1
Coding region: 1-1851 (616 amino acids)
Biological process (GO): protein import into nucleus
Cellular component (GO): nucleus
Molecular function (GO): small GTPase binding; guanyl-nucleotide exchange factor activity
Source: RefSeq, a predicted model, not a curated record